CGCAGCUCUGGGCGGAGUGGUCGUCGGAGGCCCUGCCUGAAGGAGCGCUGCCUGAAGGAGCGCUGCCACGUGCUCGCGUCCACGCCGGGGGACCCCGACCUCGGCGGCGACGCAGAGCUGGGGGCGCGGCUCCACUUGGUCGCACCCGUGCUAGAGGCUGGCGUUGCUGGCCGUGGUGUUCCUGCUGUGGCUGCGGCGCGCAGGAGCAGGGCCUCGCACAGCUUCGGCAUCCGUGCGAACUCCCUGAAGUAUGCCACGCUCAAGGUUUCGAGCUACACUCUAGGC
Prorocentrum cordatum is the source of this 285-nucleotide messenger RNA. The record is from the annotation of a GenBank genome assembly. Lineage: Eukaryota; Dinophyceae; Prorocentrales; Prorocentraceae.